This is a messenger RNA of Chanos chanos (milkfish), 586 nucleotides long. It is a transcript of the gene mfap2, whose product is annotated as microfibril associated protein 2. The record is from RefSeq and is a predicted model, not a curated record. The transcript has 9 exons. Gene Ontology annotation, biological process: embryonic eye morphogenesis. The coding region runs from base 56 to 541 and encodes 161 amino acids. Gene Ontology annotation, cellular component: microfibril. NCBI's taxonomy places the organism in Eukaryota, Metazoa, Chordata, Actinopteri, Gonorynchiformes, Chanidae.
GGGAGACUGAGUUAACAAGAGUCUGUCUGUCUACCUCCAGUCAGAGUGAGCAACCAUGAGAGUCAGCUGCCUUCUACUGCUCUCCAUGCCUGUACUUCUGCUAGCCCAGAGACCUACGCAAGAAUAUGAACCAUUUCCAUUUGAUGAUUAUGGCACAGACUAUAAUUUUCCUGAGGUGAGCUCACCUCCUCAGCAACAGAUUCUGCAAGGACCUGAAGAGACUAUCAAACAAUCUGGCUUGGAGAUGACCGAACCCACUGAGCCUGGCCCACUGGAUUGUCGGGAGGAGCAGUAUCCCUGUACCAGACUUUACUCUGUCCACCAGCCGUGUAAGCAGUGUCUGAACAGUAUCUGUUUCUACAGUUUGCGCAGGGUCUAUGUGAUUAACAAGGAGAUAUGUGUGAGAACUGUGUGUGCCCACGAGGAACUGCUGAGAGCUGACUUGUGCCGUGACCAGUUCUCGCGAUGCGGAGUGGCCGCGCUGACCGGCCAGUGCGGGUUGCUUGGCAGCAGCUGUGGGAAGAGCUGUGGAUCCUGUUGAAAUUUGAUUGGCCCACAGUGAAAGAACAGCCCACAUACUGCCUAA